This is a messenger RNA of Beta vulgaris subsp. vulgaris (sugar beet), 1175 nucleotides long. RefSeq names its product proteasome subunit alpha type-5. The coding region runs from base 233 to 946 and encodes 237 amino acids. Gene Ontology annotation, cellular component: proteasome core complex, alpha-subunit complex; proteasome core complex; nucleus. The transcript has 10 exons. The record is from RefSeq and is a predicted model, not a curated record. Lineage: Eukaryota; Viridiplantae; Streptophyta; Magnoliopsida; Caryophyllales; Amaranthaceae. Gene Ontology annotation, biological process: proteasome-mediated ubiquitin-dependent protein catabolic process.
GCUUUUACUUUUGUUCUGCUACUACACUAUUAACUAAUAUUCAAAAUAAAUUUCUUGCAUGACAAGAUAUGAUAUUCACCAUCAAUUUCCACAGUUAUAUACAAAUAUACAAUAGAGCUUGAAGCCACUAUCAGUUGCCAACGGAAAAUUAGAAGCUGAAUACUACAAUUCAAGGAAUCUCGCAACUCGCAACUUAAUCGAUCGAUAGUUGGUUUUUCUGCUAUAGUCAAGGAUGUUUCUUACCAGGACUGAGUAUGACAGAGGAGUCAACACUUUCUCUCCCGAAGGCCGGCUGUUUCAGGUUGAGUAUGCUAUUGAGGCUAUCAAGCUGGGUUCAACUGCUAUUGGAAUAAAGACCAAUGAGGGUGUUGUGCUUGCUGUGGAAAAGCGUAUUACCUCUCCAUUGCUGGAGCCUAGUAGUGUUGAAAAAAUCAUGGAAAUUGAUGAGCAUAUAGGAUGUGCUAUGAGUGGAUUGAUUGCUGAUGCUCGUACACUUGUUGAGCAUGCAAGAGUAGAGACCCAGAACCAUAGAUUCUCAUAUGGUGAGCCAAUGAAUGUCGAGUCCACUACACAAGCUCUGUGUGAUCUGGCACUGCGUUUUGGAGAAGGAGAUGAAGAGUCAAUGUCCCGCCCUUUUGGUGUAUCUCUUCUCAUUGCAGGUCAUGAUGAAAAUGGACCCAACUUAUAUUAUACAGAUCCAUCUGGUACAUUUUGGCAGUGCAGUGCUAAGGCUAUUGGUUCUGGUUCUGAAGGUGCAGACAGCUCCUUGCAGGAGCAAUUUAGAAAGGAUUUAACUCUUCAUGAAGCUGAGACCAUAGCUCUUUCCAUCUUGAAGCAGGUUAUGGAAGAAAAGGUGACACCAAACAAUGUCGACAUUGCUAAGGUUUCCCCAACCUACCACUUGUAUUCUCCCUCUGAAGUGGAGACUGUCAUUGGUCGCCUAUGAGUACUGUACUUUCAAUCUCUAGUGCUCCAAUGUAGCCUACAUUGAUAUGUCUUCCGGUGCUUAGCUUUGGGGAAUUGGAUGUUUUCUUUUUCAUGGUUACGUUAGCUUCCAGGAAUCGCUUUAGGUCGUGUUAUUUGAUGUAUUCCAAGCUGUUACAAAAAUCUGAGACAUGAACUUAUUGCUAAAAAUUCUUUGCUUUAUGGGAUCUGCUUGCGAUCUCUUAUUGUUA